Dovyalis caffra is the source of this 1353-nucleotide messenger RNA. The record is from the annotation of a GenBank genome assembly. Lineage: Eukaryota; Viridiplantae; Streptophyta; Magnoliopsida; Malpighiales; Salicaceae.
AUGGAAGUACAAAUCAUUUCCAAACAAAGCGUAAAACCAUCUUCUCCAACACCUCCGCACCUAAGAAAUUACAAGCUGUCCCUUUUGGACCAGCUUAAUCCUGCUUCAUACACAUCAAUUCUCUUGUUCUAUCCCAUGAAUGACAAUACUUCUACUAGCAAUUUUUGUGUCCCCAAGAGGCUAGAAUUGCUAAAACAAUCUCUAGCAGAGACCUUAACUCACUUCUAUCCCCUUGCUGGAAAGAUCAAAGAUGAGCUUUCCAUUGAUUGCAAUGAUGAAGGAACCUAUUAUGUAGAAACAGAAGUUAACUGCCAUCUCAAUGAAUUCCUUGGGCAGCCUGACCUCCUGUUAGUGCAUACAUUCUAUCCCUGUGGUCUUGUGAAGGGAGCAAAAACUGUCCCAUGUGUUGCUAAUUUUCAAGUAAAUGUCUUUCAAUGUGGUGCUAUUGCUAUUGGCAUAUGCAUAUCUCACCGGAUCGUCGAUGGCGCUGCACUGAGCAGCUUUCUCAAGGCAUGGUCUGCCACAGCCAGAGGCAGCAAGGAGGCAAUUGUAUAUCCUGAUUUCGUUGCCAGUUCUCUCUUCCCUGUAAAUGACCUGUCGCUUAGAAACUCAGCUAUGCUCACGUAUGGUUCCUUGUUCAAGAAGGGCAAGUGCUUGACCAAGAGAUUUGUGUUUGAUGCCUCAGCAAUUUCCAAACUCAAGGCCCAAGCAGCCAGCUUAGAAGUGAAAUGCCCCACUCGCGUCGAGGUGGUUACAUCUUUACUGUGGAAGUGCAUUAUGGCUGCAUCAGAAGAGCGGCGAGGAUCCCAAAGGCCGUCUUUACUAACCCACUGGGUGAAUCUGCGAAGGAAAAUGAAACCAAAGUUGUCAGAUAAUUCCAUGGGAAAUCUCCUGUGGUUAGCAGCUGCAAAACACAUGAACCAGUCCAAAGCUGAAUUAAAUGACUUGGUUGGUGUGGUGAGGAAAGCAACAUCAAAAAUUGAUGCUGACUUUGUUGAGAAGAUAGAAGGCGAUACAGGCAGGGCUCUGGUGUCUGAGUUACUUAGAGAAAUAGGAGAGUUUGGCUCCAAGGAUGGAGUAGAUUUCCUUAGUUUUUCCAGUUGGUGUAAAUUCGAUUUCUAUGACGUUGAUUUUGGGUGGGGAAAGCCUGUCUGGGUAAGCAGUUACGCUAAAGUAGGUUCACUUAUGACGAACCUCAUCCUUCUGGUUGACACAAGAAGUGAUGGCAUAGAAGCUUGGGUGACCUUGGAUGAAAAGGACAUGACUUUUUUAGAAGGCAAUCCAGAGCUCCUCAAAUUUGCAACUCUGAACCCAAGUCCUUUGGACAUCAAUAAAUCGGUGUCGAGUACGUGA